GCCCUAGAUUCAACCAACUAAAUAUUAAAAAAAUUGAUUGGGAGCAGCCGGAAAAUUUAUAAUCUCUGGACAAAACAAAUUUCUUUUCAUUAACCUAGAAAGGGCAUUGAGCACAGAGCUUGAGAGUCUAUUUUCCUAUUGGCGGGCCAUUUCCCAAAUCGGGGAAAACCAGUUCUGAUAGAAAAUUUGCACUCCUGUCGUGUCCCGCCGAGGCAGGGAGAUUCAAAACUACUUUUGGGGAAAUAGUGCAGAAAAGUACGGAAACAAAAUACGAAUCUUUCAGUUUUGGUAUCUUCUGAGUCUCUCAACUCUCAACGCUGACAAAAGGCGACGCGUCUGAAAAUCUCUAAGCACAUGUCGCUUCCUUGCGGCCCUGCUCCCGAAGCCAACCUCUCUGCUCAAAAGAAUCACGUCUUGAUGGAGGAUUCCAUGGCGCUCUCUGAUGAUGCUGGGAAAGUACAAUUUGUGCCAGUUUCUAGUUCGUCGCCUCCCGAGCCCGACAAAACCUCGGGGAUUCAAAUUGUCGAGAAUCCAAGUGAUUCUGUUUAUCGGAAGACGUGUCAUCAGUGUCGGCAAAAAACGAGAGACUCUGGGACACUAUGCAGGAACCUGAAGAAAAACAAGCCUUGUCCUAUUAAGUACUGCCAGAGAUGUCUCUUAAACAGAUAUGGAGAGAAAGCCGAAGAGGUGGCACAGUUGGAGGAUUGGAAGUGCCCUAAGUGCAGAGGCAUUUGCAAUUGCAGUUUUUGCAGGAAGAAAAUAGGUUGUGCACCUACUGGUAUUCUGGUGCACAAAGCCAAGGCAACCGGAUUUUCUUCUGUUUCAGAAAUGCUGCAAGUUAUGGAUCCUGACAAUAGUGUUAAGAAUGUAAAGGAAAUGGUUGCUUAUCCAAGAAAGCCUGCUACCCCAAGCAAGGAGUCUGUGGUUGUUUCCCCUAGAAAGCUAGGGAAGGAAAACUCAUUUGAUGGAAAGGAUGAUCCAAACUUGCAUCUGGAGGAUUUAACACUAAGCCCUGAUGAGAAGAAACCGAAAAAAACAACUAGCGAAGAAUUAAAGGAGCAUGAUCACAAUGUCGAUAAUGGUAGUUGUUUAAAGAAGAGUAACCUAAAAGGGCUGUGUAUCACCAACGAAUUAUCUAAUAAUGAAGCAAAACCAGAACAAGAGGAUGGUGAUAUCCUGCAAGAGAAGAGUUCUGAGACAGGAUCAUCUCAGAAAGUGUCUUCUGAUUCCAUUGAAAUAGGAGAAAACAGAGAAGGAGAUGGCACAAUUUGCCAAAAUAUGGGAGGUUUAGAUAAUGCAGGAGCCAAGCGCUAUAAAGUUGUCAAAUCGCAUACAGUUAAGAACACUUUGAAAUUUCAGAACAGAGCAUUUGUUGUUGAUGUUCCAUUGCCUCAGGGCACCAAGUUAACUACUGUAACUGGCAUUGAGUUGCCUCCUGAAGAUGUUGGGGAUGCACUGCAAUUCUUAGAAUUCUGUGCAGCUUUUGGAAAGGCUUUUGAUCUCAGAAAAGGGCAGUCAGAAUCUAUAAUGCAAGAAUUGAUAAGUGGCUGUAGCAAGCACCGUGGACAACAAUCGUUAGGUGUUCGAUUUCAUAUCAAAUUGCUGUCUCUGAUACUAAAAGAUUUAGGACAAGACUCUCGACCCUUAAGUUCUGCAAAUGGGAAAAAUUCAUGGUUGGUAGCUCUAGGGCAAUGUGUCUCCAAAUCCCAGUGUGCUUCGAAAGAACUGCCCUCAGACUGUUUUGAUAGGGGUAGUGAUGGAUAUGACGAGUUGGACUUUUCAAAAAAGAUCAGACUCCUCAAUUUUCUAUGUGAUGAAGUUCUUUGCACUGAAAAAUUGAGGAGUUGGACUGACCGUCAAAAUUCAAAAUUUGUUGAAAGAGUAAAGGAAGCAAAAGAAAAGGUUCUUGCUGCAAAGGACAAGAAGAAGCUCAUGAAGCAGAAGUUGCAAGAUGAGACAGCCAAAGCCAUCAUUGCACAAAAUAGUGCUCCUAUCUUGAUUUCAGAGCAUGAACCUACUGUUUCCAAAAUAAAAACUGAAGUUGCACAAGCCCAUGCGGAGAUGCUGGAGGCAAUAAGCAUGGUACCCAAGAGAAAACAAAGGUCUGAUGCUGUUAGAACAGAACCUCUGCUUUUGGAUGUUAAUGGUCAUUCAUUUUGGAGAUUAAAUGGCUAUUCUGGUGAACCAGAUAUUUUGCUUCAAGAUAUGGGAACAACGGAUGAAGGCAUCCAUGAUGAAAAAUGGUUUUCCUAUGAGCUUGGACAGAAAAAAUCGGUUGAAGAGUAUAUUUCUUUUAGGGAGAAGAAGCUUAGGCUUCACACAGUUACUGAAAAGCUUCCCCUAGAAAGUGCGAAGGAAGAGUUUUUGCAUGAUUCUAUGGAUGAGCUGCAAUGUUCAACUAGUAAAAUUGAGAUCAGAAAGAGACCUACAUCAGGGAUUAUGAUGUAUGCCAAUAAAGAUGCUAAGAAGGAACAAGAAGAUGAAGAAAUUCAUGAAACAGACUAUGCUGAGCCCAGGAUCCCAAAAUUUGCAGAUAAAGAAUCUAGGCAGCUGAGCCAGAUUGAACCAUUCAUCUGAACCCUGCAACCAAAGGCAUUUCCAUGAGUGACCUGGAAGUUGGCCCCUUGAUGUGCUGUUACCUUCCAAGAUGUCGUGGUCGUUAUUCUAGUUACUCUUCUGACAGAAUAUACCCUGAGACAGAGGAUCCCCAGCCAUGGAAAGUCUGUCUGUAGUAGAAGAUUUAUAUGGUAGGGAUAGGUGGAGUCCUUUAGUGCAAGAAGUUUCAUUAGGUCACGGUUCAUAUAGUUCUUUACCGUACUCAUGCCCACACAGCCAGUCUAAACCACAUAACUAUGGCUCAGGCAGUUAUGAAAAUUCUUCCUAAAGAUAGAGAUUGGCAUCAUGACAGGAGUUGAAUGACUUUGAUGUGAUUGUAGUAGCCACAGAUGUUUUCUUAUUUGAGAUUCUGUAUGAGACUUCUGGAUGUGUUUGUAUGACCCACAUUGUAAAUGGUGGAAAUAAUUCGAAUAUGUCCAGAGCAUUAGUAGCUGUCUUAUUUACAAGAGUCCACGUGCAUCAGUCAUUGCAUGUCAUAGGUUGAAUGUGUGAGCUCAAUUGAUACAAACCAAUUAUUGAGUGCUA
Molecule: messenger RNA, 3141 nt
Organism: Vitis vinifera (wine grape)
Lineage: Eukaryota; Viridiplantae; Streptophyta; Magnoliopsida; Vitales; Vitaceae
Exons: 13
Coding region: 355-2577 (740 amino acids)
Biological process (GO): regulation of DNA-templated transcription
Cellular component (GO): nucleus
Source: RefSeq, a predicted model, not a curated record